This is a messenger RNA of Spodoptera litura, 2400 nucleotides long. RefSeq lists its product as uncharacterized. Lineage: Eukaryota; Metazoa; Arthropoda; Insecta; Lepidoptera; Noctuidae. The record is from RefSeq and is a predicted model, not a curated record.
CAUACGAGGCGAACGAGACGAGCCAUGCUCUAACAUGUAUCGGUCGGAGCGCUGGCCGGAGGAGGAGUCCCUGUCGCGGCGCUCCUCCCGGCGCAGCAGUGGAGGCAGCACUGCAGGCGGCACCGGGCGGCGCGCCAGUCUGUCGCCACCCGCCGCCGCCACGCCGCGCCGCAACAAGCCGCAACACCUCGACUUCCUCGUCACCGGGAAACAGAUACUCAAGAAGAGUGACCGCGCGAGCUCCCUCCCGGGCGCGUACCACCGCCGCCUGUCGUCGGAGGGCAGCAAGCCGCGCAAGCUGACCGACUCCCCCCGCCGCGCGCCCCGCCCCCCGCCCGCGCCCUCCAAUACUAGGGACACUUCACUCGAGGACCAUCUCUCAUUGGAUCUGUCGCAGAUCCAGGCGCUGGCGACGUCGACCCCGCGCCCCCCGCGCCCCCAGGCCCGCAGCGCGUCCGUGCAGAGCGCACCACACCGCAUGCGCCGCGCCCCCGCCCCCGCCCCUGCGCCCCUUGAGGUGGAUUAUUCCUCCGUGUCCCCCGAGUACUCCGGCCAGUCCUCCGCCGAGCUCUCGCCCUCGCGCGGCUCACGGGACCAACUCGUCUCCAGUUGCUGCGUGAGCACGUGGCCGGAGUGCAGCGAGACUGACACGGCCGUGGAGAGCGGCGGGGGCGCGGGGAGCGCGGGGGCGGGGGCGCGCGCGCCCUGCGACGGCGAGUGGUGCUCGUUCUGGGCGAACUACAACAACUCGAUGCCGCACGUGCCGGUACAGAGCUACUACGACCAAUGUCCCACGCCGUACCGGACCGACACCCUCGACCUGGCUGACUUCACGGAGCCCAGCCUGCCGGCCGAACUCGACAGUCCGCGCCGCGCCCCCGACCGCGACCUGCUCGGCGACAUCAUCCGCCAGCACGGCCUCACGCUGUCGCCGCGCGACACGCAGAGCGUCAUCAAGUGCGCGCACCUGCUGGGCACAGUGCUCGCGCGCGCCAUCGAGCGACAAGCGCGCAACAAGCGCAAGCACGACAUGCGCCUCGACCUGCAGGACACCGCGCCCCCCGCGCCCCCCAGCGCCUCCGCCACCACGCAGACCGACAUAUCACUGCCCAACACUCGCAGCGCGCCGCGCAUCUUCGAGAACAUCCUGCGCCAACUGUCGCGGAGCUCACUCGACGUCGACAAGGACAAAGACAAGGGCGAGGCCAGGCCGGACGCGGGCGCAGACACGAGCGCGCAGCAAGCGAGCGGCGACCCGCCGGGCGACCAGUGACACACUACUCGUGCACUAGUGUGCUGUGUGUGGACUAUGUGGAUAACUUGGAUGUGUAUGUGUGUGUGAUGUACUUGUGCUGACUUAAAUAUAUUAUUGUUCGAACUGUGACUCGUGUGUUCAUUGCCCCGCGUGUACACACACAUACACACAUACAGCCCGCCGCCGCCGCGAGUACACGAGCGCCCGUGAGUUAUUACCGAUUAUGGCGCCCUGUUCUUAGGUGGGUGGAAAGUCAUCAAAUGACUGACUAAAAACCACCCUGUUUCAACAUUUGCUUAAAACUGUUUCUACACCUCACGUGGUCCGCCCGCUCCGUAGCUACAGCAUAACUGCUUCGCAGAAGGAGGAGGCAAAUUCUCAGUUCACGACCGCAUCAUGGUAUGACUGAACUAGUACUGGGCGCAAAACUGCGUCAGUACUAAACAGUAUAGUGUAGUGACAGACGACAAAGACGUAGUAGAAGACAAAGUGCCAGUGUCCGAAGAGGGUUUAAGGAACAGAGAGUAUAGUUCCCUAAGAUCGGAAAAGGAGGAUCCUCCGACCAGGCGAGGUGACCGUGUCUGGCGGACUUUCUGCCCGACAGUUGGUCGUUGGGAUUCGGAUGUAAACUGUAUAUGUGCCAUGUAGGAUAUUGUGACGUCAUCAGUUGAUAACUUUACAUCCAUGUGCGUGAGCUGUCAUCAUGACAUGUGUCGCCACAAGGGCAUUGCUUCAAGAAUUGCCAAAUACCUAAUUACCUUCGCCGCGUUGUGACCUGGUGGUCCUGUACCUGCUCAUGGGAACUGACUCGAAGAAAUGAACUUAAAAUCUUCGGUUUAUUGCCUUUGUCUGCUUUACUGGCGUGAAAUGUGCAAAGUCAUCAAGGAAUCUGAUGUCAACUACAAGUUCUCAAACGUGCCUUGUAACCCCGAUCGGCAAAGGCGGCCCUCAAGUCAGCCAUUUAGGGGUAGAAACUAAUUAAGGGGUAGAACCCUCGGCUUAUAACCUUUUAACACUACUAUCCAUAUAUAUCUAUGACAUAUGCAAGUUUGUAUUCAAAAAUAAAGAUAAUUUCACGAAAGUAAAAGACACCCAUAAUGUAAAUACCCGACAUAAAAACAGACUGUACCUACCACCAUCUAGAA